AUGCCCGUCGAUACCAGUGCUGAUCUCAUUGUAUCAGAGGGAGCAGACUCGAAAACACAUUCUGAUCAACAGCCUCGUGCUCAUCAACAAACCAGUCGACAAACGAAUUCUCAAGGCGAAACGAGCAUCACCUUAAACAGCAGCUCAUGCAGUAGCGACAGUUUGAGUGAAGAUGAAGUCCAUCUAAGUAAGAAGACGUCUUAUUUUCCAAAACAUUUGGGACAUACGCUGUUCACCUCACCAGAAAGAUACCAAUCCAAGACUAACCAUGAUGAUAAGACUCAUCCAGAAGCGCCAAGUGAAACAAAGACAGAGAGGAUUAUAGGACGCAUUCAAAAAAGAGCCCCUGGGCGCAUCAUACGGCGAAUUCUGAAAUGUACCAUAGCUUACUUUAUAUCCACAUUGUUCAGCACGAUUGAUCCUUUAGCAAAGGCAUUGGGCCAAGCCCCGUUCAUUGUAUGUUCGGGUUGUCUUUUAAGUCAUCCUGGCCGAACUGUUGGGGCACAACUGGAUGCCACAAUCACAUCAGCAUUGGGAGCAGGGUUAGCUAUUGUCUAUGGCUUGGCUGGUAUUGCUGCUGCAACGUCGUAUAAUGCCCAGCAUCCUAACUCGUAUGCUGGAAAUGGUAUCAAUUGCUUGUUUCUCGUUGUGGGUGUAUUUGCUGCUCAGUUGAUACGUCAAAAAUUCUCCAAAUUGCACUUUUUCUCAUUGCAAUUUAUGGUCGUCUUGCUCUUUUCCAUGACAGCGGGUGUAGGCUAUAAAUCGGUGCCGUUGAGGCUCUCGAGCGAGUUUGGAUUGCCCUUUCUGAUCGGUGCUUUCGUGUCUCUAUUUGUAAAUGUAAUAUUCUGGCCAGAAACUGCUGUUGAUGGCCUUGGUCGAACGCUGAAUCAGACACUCUAUGAUACCAAAGAUAUGCUGAACAUGAUUACAAACCAGUUUUUCCUUAAUCCAAAGUCUGAAAGAGUUUCUGAACUAGCUGUAGAUACACUGGCCGAGAAGAUGAGGGAGGGCAUGAUGAAAGUCAAUACAGCAUAUAAAGAAGCCAAAUACGAAGUAUCUUACGCCUACUCUUGCUCUUCAGACUUAAACCCAAUAAGGCAAUCUCUCAAUAUCGUUACAAAACACCUCAGCAUUCUUGGUAGAAGCCUCAAAUCAGAACAAGUGCUAUUUGAACGCAAUUUUUCAUCAGAGGAUGAAUCUAGUCGACACAGCAAUAUACCCCAAAGUGAUGAAAAGGACAGCGAGAUGGAGACACGCCCUACUUCUGGACCGGAAACUUCAAAAGAGACUGAUAUAGGUAAGGCGGCUUUCACAGCUGCCAAUUCUUAUAUGCAAAGUGGUAGCUACCAUAGUCCAUAUAGCCAGCACUUGAAUGAUCAGCACAGCAGUAAGGAUAUACAUCAGAAAAGUGUGCAAUUCGAACCGGAUAGUAAACAGCCAUCUAAUUCAAGAGGGAAAACAGGCCAUGAAGAUGAAUUCCACCCUAAUGAGCCAAUGGAUUGGCCAGAUCAAAGAAAGAGCUUACCAGCAUCAUUGAGGUCAGUUUUCUCCACCUCACAACCUGGCACUCCCAAAGGUGAAAGCAAAUCCUCAACGCACAAUCCUCAUCAACAGCAACCGCAAGAGAGUCUUUUUAAAGAAGACGAAAUGUCAGAUUAUAAUCAACACACUGUGCGCUCUGUGAGAUCCUUUCUUAACCUCAAUCGACUGUCAGGAACGCUGCCGAAGCCUCCUCAGAGACCCGACAGACAUAUCAGCGCAGACGAUCGACAAGUGUUGGUGACUUAUUUGGAAAAGCUGAGAGACCCUCUACUUUCACUUGCAGUGGAAUGUGGUGCUGUGCUUGAUUGUAUUCGAGAUAGCUUGUGCGAACAGCUUGACAUGUCCAACAAUAGUGAUGCAAGUAUUCGACACACAAGCUUCUGUGCUUAUUUGCUUCAUACGUUGCAAAUCAAAACGGUGCACACGGAAGACUAUCAGAACUUUUUAGACAAGAGGAAACGCAAUGCUUCAUUUCUGUGCAACUGCUCGGAUACGUUGCGUUUACGUAUUCAGCAAUUCGAUCAGUGCGAAAAGGAGCGCAUGCAAGCUCUGUACAAAGUCAAUCUAUCGCAUAUGCGUGGAGAACGGCUAGAUAUGGGUAUUCGUGAUGAGCUAUUCUUGGUCUUUUUCUUUAUAUUCACCAUGCGGGAAGUGGCGAGCAGUUUGGAGCAGAUGGCUACCGAAAUGAGAAAGCUGCAAGAAAAGACACAAGCACAAAUGAAGAAGGACAACAAAUACAAGAAGAAGAAGACGCUUUACAUGCCACAGGUCACCACUCAAACAUGGAAAAAAUGGUUUUACUCUAAUAGCUACCAGGAAGUCCAGGACCACGGUGGAUACUCAUUUGGCUAUUUGCAGCACAAUAUGCUUACAAGUGUUGGUCAGAGAGAUUUGGAAGAGGAGUACAAGCUAUCCCAAAUAUCCACCAACAGAAACAACAGUAAUAUGGCAGCUGUUGAUACAGCAGAUGAUAUAUCUGUCACUAGUUUCAAUAAUGCCAGUGUAUCCUACGAGUCAACAGCUAAGCCGAGAGGAAGUAUCAAGAAGCAAAUGGCGGAUGAUGCUAUCAUAUUGACAGAAUUAGAAGCGGGGCCUCGGCAAUCUGCAAACGAACAUUCAACUAAGCCGCCCCCCUUACUGAGGUUAAGAUAUCGUCUAUGGCUGAUACUGAGAUACCUCCAAAACUAUGAAUUCAAAUUUGCUCUCAAGUUGUCUGCCGCUGUAGGUAUUUUAACAAUUCCAGCUUGGCUACCAGAUUAUCAGCCUUGGUUCGCUGCCAUUCGAGGUCAAUGGGCUGCAUUAACGGUUAUCUCUGUUAUGGGUCCAACAAGUGGUGGCACUUUGUCAGCUGGCCUUUGGAGAUUGGCGUCCACCAUUAUUGGUGCGUUUGCAGCCUGGGCAGUACUGGAAAUAGACGGUGGAAGUGGGGUGCUACUCUCUGGGUUCGCUGUAGUCUUGGCUUUGCCAUUCUUUUACAUUCAUUUCUCGACGUCUUACAGCAAAGUAGCAAUCAUCACAUUGGUCACGUACAUGAUCAUUGCCCUGAGCCAAUAUGUAACGCCAUCUUAUCCUGAACAAGUUUCAAGCAUGGUUUGGCAACGAACACUAACAUUAAUCAUCGGUCUCUUUGCUGCAUUGAUACUUAAUUGGAUGGUUUGGCCAUUCAUAGCUCGUGUGGCCAUCCGCAAGACACUGGCCAGCGCCAUUGGGGAUCUGGGUGAUUACUUUUCUUAUGUCAUGGGGACUUUUCUGUACCAUAAAGAAGGUUUAUUUCCUACGCAAGAUGAGUUCAAGGAAGCUGAAAGGAUGGAACGCAAACUGGAGAAGAUGCUGAAUACAUGCAACGUACUACUCGAACUCACGGACCAUGAACCGAGAUUGAAGGGCCCAUUUCCAAAAGAAUUUUACCGAGAAAUGCUUAUUUCUGCACAUAACUUGCUAGAUAGGAUGAUGAGCCUGAGAAUCAUUCUGAUGAAAAUGUCGCCUAGUGUCAAGAAAGAUGUCAGAGGUUUGGACAUUUAUCAUUAUCGAAGAGACAUGGUAGCAUCCAUUUUGUUACAUUUCUAUACGCUAUCUGCCUCGCUGAAAGCAAAGAUACCAUUACCGUCAUUCAUGCCAUCAGCUCGCGCUGCAAGAUCACGGGUUUUACGACACAGACGUCAAGAAGACCGGCCAGAAAAGCUGCUUCGUUAUCGAAAUCUGACUUGGUUUGCCAUGGGAUGUUCCACUGAAGAGAUCAUUAAUGAAUUAGAGCAUUUGACAGAUCUGGUGAGAUUCAUCGUGGGUGAUUCCAAAUUCACCUUUAAAGCAAGACGCUUGGAGAGAAAAGAAACCAUUCGCAAGAAAGCUAUUUGA
Molecule: messenger RNA, 3897 nt
Organism: Mucor velutinosus
Lineage: Eukaryota; Fungi; Mucoromycota; Mucoromycetes; Mucorales; Mucoraceae
Exons: 7
Coding region: 1-3897 (1298 amino acids)
Source: RefSeq, a predicted model, not a curated record